CGGCGCCAUGGCGGAGCCGGCGCUGCUGCGGGAGUACGUGUCGCAGCUGGCGGCCCGCGCGGCGCAGGGGCAGCUCGCGGCCUGCGCCGACCCCGCGCUCAAGGCGCGGGCGCGGCGGCUGCUGGGCCCGGGGCGCCGCGGGGCCCUGGACGUGCGCGGCGUGGCCGAGCGCUGCCGGCGGGCGCGGGGCGGCCGCGCCCUGCGCGACCUGCUCAAGGCGCUGGAGCUGCUGGAGCUGCUCUGCGUCAACCUCCUGCUGUGCCCCUGGCGCCGGGAGAUCCGCUCCCUCAAGACCUUCACUGGGAAUUUUGUCUACUACAUCCAGCCAGUGCUACCAGAGGACAUUGUGAAAGCAGUCCUGGAGAAAAUCGGGUAUGUUGCAACCACAGCAACAGAGUUUUCACUUGUCAAAAAGAGAAACAAUGAGGAAACGAAGCAGACUGCAUUUGAGAUAUUCCUGGCAAGAAUUGAGUGUGAGGCCAUCCUGGAGAUGGCAAGUGAAGAAACACAUGGCAGUUUGGAGAAGAGCCUGCAGCAGGGAAUGCAAACACAUCGGCAUGGAGGAGAGGAGGAGGAGCAUCAGACACCCCCGGGAGGAGACGCUGAAAGUCUGGGAAGUGAAGGGAGCAGUGAGACACCUUUGUGCCUUGCCCCCCAGCAGAAGCGUUCAGCCACCUGUGCUGCAUCCUUUGAAGCUGCUGGGAAUGUGAGGAUGGCAAGGGAGGUGGCUCAGCCAGCAGCUGCUGCAUCCCCUGGCAGCCUCCAGGAGCACCAGAGGCAAAGCAUCGACACUGCACAUCUCCCAGGCAAGGGCUCAGACAGCGAGGACUUCCUGAUCAAAUACAGUGACAUUGUCAUCGCACAAACACCCAUCUUCAGUGAGAGUCUCUCUCCCAAGGCUUUGGAAAAGGAGCCCAGAGCCAGGCUGAGUGAGGAGUGUGCCUUGGCAGGGGCUGUAGACUUGGCUGCACGAGCGCUGGGGCCUGCACCUCUGUCCCCAGGAGCCAGCGGCCCCCCAGCCUUUGCCAUGUUUGCUGACAGCUCCUGUGACAGCAAAACCACCUUGGAGUUUGAAGCUCCAGGAGUCCCAGAAGGAUCAAUUGAAGCAGAAAUUAAUGAUGCCAUAAAUUGCAUAGACCCAGCUCCUGGUGAUGAGCCCACUGAGCUGAAGUCUCUGCCCUACAAGGACUUUGCCUCUGCCCAAACCUGCAGCAUCCCCAAGGAAGAGGAUGUUUGUGAGCUGUCAUUGACCUUCACAGAACUACAAAUCAAGGAUGCCCAGGAAGAACUUAUGUAUCCAGUAGAGGAAAGUGGCCAGCCUGAGGCAAUGGCCUAUGCAGGAGGAAGUGACAGGCACGUUAGAGAUUUCAGUCACUCCCAAAUAAAACAUACAUACCUGACUGAUGCUGAGCUGCACAAGAGAGCAGCACCACACCCUGAGCCACCUUCAGGUCUGUGCUGUACUGCUGGGCACCCAGAGGAUUCCACUGCUGGUUCUGACUGCAAGAGGCUGUUCAUGGAUCCUGCUAAGGCACACGUGGCUUCUGAGUGCUUCAGGCAUGUCAGAGAGCCCCCCAACCUCACCUACAUCCCCCCCCAGAGCAUAGAUGUGCGGCCCUCACGCGGGGGCAGGAGGGGCCUGGGGCAGCCUGCAGGUGACGCUGCUGGAGGCAGGGGAGGGAAGCUGGAGCACUGUAAUUCCCAAGAGACUGACAGCCAGGAGCCUUAUGUCAUCAUUGACAGAACAGACCAGGCAGUGCUGUGCCAUCACACCUGAGUCUGCAGUGCUUUAUCUGUCAUUACCUGGGGGGAUUGUCCUCUCACCUGUGGCCUUGAUCCUGUUGUCAGGGAGGUGAUUAGCUUUUCUGUCACAACAGUUCUAAAAAUACCCAAACCACAUCACUGCUUUGGGACAGUAAAUAGCAGGAGUUACACAAAUUCCUAAUGGUUCCUUUCACAAGGAAACAUGAAUGGUCACCUUUUUAGAGGGUAGGCAGUCUUCUAUAAAUUUAAAUCCAUUUAAUUAAUCGGUCAGAUUCCUUUUGGCUGUUCUUAAUGCCAUACAUGUUUCUUCAGCUGGGCAUCCUACUUCUCUUUUUUCCCUUCACAGACCUAUUCCUUCAAUACUCUUCCAGUACAAGGUAAAUCCUUCUAAACUGGAAGAAGUUUAGAAAUGCCAUACUGGACUGUACUCCUUAACUUUCUGCAUUCCUUUGAAGCUGUGUCUGAGCUAAUCUUCCUCCUGACUUCAGCUGAAAACAGGUUUAGAAAGUUUGAUUACAUUCCUUUAGCUUUAAAGAGGGAAACAGCUCUGUGAACACUUCGUUUUGUAGCGGCAUUAACCUGUGCUAUAGUUUUUAUAUCUAACCAAUAUAUAACCAUUUGUUACCAAAGUAUUUUGUGGCCACCACAAUUUCCAAGAGAAGCCUUGAGCAUUGUAACUGUUCACUGCCACCAGCAGAGAGAGGUCCAGCUAUGGCUGCCAUUUCCCUUGCCCCUGCUCCUGACACUUAAUUCUGCACAGAAUUUUUCUGCAGGCCGGUUCAUCUCUCUAAAACGAAAAGAAAAAAAUCUCAUUCUUCACCAUUUUAAUAGCAGGGAAAAAAAUCUGCUCAGAGAAGGAUCCUGGUGAGCAGCAGGGGCAGGAUCAGGGAUAACCUGCAGGUGGGAGUGCUGUGUGGAAAGCUCAGGAGUGUUGGAUCACCUGGAAGCUGGGCUCCCAGCACGGAGAGCCUGUGUUACACACAGCUCUAAAUUCAUUUAGGAAAGCACACUGCUGCACUGCUUAGGCACAGUCUCCAGUGCUAUUUCUACAAAUACCUUUAGAGGGUGGUGCCCAGCAGCAGGACAAGGAGCAAUUUCCAUAAACUAAACCACAAAAAAUUUCAUCCCAACAUGAGGAAGAACUUGUUUUCCUGCAGGGGGCAGAGCCCUGGAGCUGAUGCCCAGGGAGGCUGUGGAGUCUCCCUCUCUGGGACAUUCCAAACCUACCUGGACAUGCUCCUGUGUCACCUGCUCCAGGUCACCCUGCCUGGGCAGGGCUUGGGCUGGGUGACCUCCAGAGGCCCCUUCCGACCCUAAAAAUUCUGGGAUUCUAUGAUAUACUUGUUAACCAGAAAGGCACUUUAAUACUGCUUCAAGUAGCUUUUUCAGUAGCACUGAAAUGUGUGCUGGUUUGGGCUGGGGCAGAGUUAAUUUUCUUCACAGUGGCUAAUACAGAGCUCAGUUCUAAUUCCUGAAAAAUUCCUUUUAUGUACAAUUAAAAUAUUAGCUGAAACUAA
Molecule: messenger RNA, 3281 nt
Organism: Passer domesticus (house sparrow)
Lineage: Eukaryota; Metazoa; Chordata; Aves; Passeriformes; Passeridae
Exons: 2
Coding region: 8-1777 (589 amino acids)
Cellular component (GO): cytoplasm
Source: RefSeq, a predicted model, not a curated record